Molecule: messenger RNA, 1683 nt
Organism: Amphiprion ocellaris (clown anemonefish)
Lineage: Eukaryota; Metazoa; Chordata; Actinopteri; Pomacentridae
Gene: ubald2
Product: UBA-like domain containing 2
Exons: 3
Coding region: 133-621 (162 amino acids)
Molecular function (GO): protein binding
Source: RefSeq, a predicted model, not a curated record
AUGACAUGAAAAUAUUGUUGUUGGAGCCUCGGUGGAGGGACACGGACGGAGCAGAUCGAUCCCUGCCGACGUUUCUUUUGUUUUUAUUUCGGUUCGUCGGUGAAGCAGCAGCAGCGAGCUUCCGGAAGCAGCAUGUCGGUGAACAUGGACGAGCUCCGGCACCAGGUCAUGAUCAACCAGUUUGUUUUGACGGCGGGUUGCGCCGCCGAUCAGGCGAAGCAGCUCCUCCAGGCGGCCCACUGGCAGUUCGAGACGGCGUUGAGCUCCUUCUUCCAGGAGGCCAACAUCCCCGGUCACCACCACCAGAUGAUGGUGACUCCCAGAAACACUCCCGCCACGCCGCCCAACUUCCCCGACGCCAUCACCAUGUUCUCCAAGCUACGAGCGUCCGACUGCGGCUCCGCUUCCUCCCAGUCGGCGGCCUGCUCCCCUCCGGCUCCGUCCUCCGGCUUCGGCUCCUUCUGGGCCUCGUCGCCGCCGAGCCACCAGCCGGCCUGGCUGCCUCCGUCCUCCCCCACCGGACACCGCUGCCACCACCAGACGCCCAUGUGGCCGCCGGCGUCGCAGCCCAGCGGAGCCCAGCAGCCGGCCGUCGUCCCGGCGCUCAACGGACCCAGAUGAGGAUCAGGAGGAACGACGGCAGAACUGUUCAGUGUUCGUGGACUGAAGGAGAGACUCGAGGCGAGCCGGUCUGGACUCUCUGAGCCCGACAGGAGAGCAGCCAUCACAGCCGUCUGUCAUCCGUUUGGUAGAAACAAUCCGCCGAGCAAUAACCAGCAACGAGUAGAACCAAGAGACGCUGCAGAGUUUCACUGCAGAACCUGAACCGCUCCUCUCACUUCUGCUGUUUCUGGAGGUUUUCCUGCAUCUGCAUGAAAAAUGUUCCGUCUGCUGCACAGAUGUUUGUUAAUACGAACAAAGAUUCCUCCUGGAGACAACAAACUGAGUCUGAGCUCAGCCAGCUUGAAUUUAAAGAGAGUUUUAUCCAUUUUUUUAACCUAAAAUGAUGUUUUUAUUUGUGUUGUCAGCACUGGAGCUGAAACUGUUCAACUAUUUCAAGCACAAAUCGGAAAACGUGUCGACUUUUUGCUGUUUUACACGAGUGAAAACUGAAUAUUUGGACAAAGUUACACACUUGAGGACAUGUAAGAGACUAGAAAUCGAUUUUAGUGACAACUAUGCAACAAUGUCUGACCAGAAAUGAAGAAAAACACAUGAAUUAUUGACACUUACUGUAGAAUAAUGUUCAAACAGUCCCAGUUUUCUGUGCUUUUAGGUUUUCUAAAGUAUUUCUGAAUCAUUUCCUGUAAAAUUUGACUCAACAACUGGAUGGUUUAAUUUAGGACGUUAAACGAAACUGUAUUGGAGUUAAAAUCUUAUUAUUCUACUGCAGACAAGGAGCUCGUUGAAGUGAAAAACUGUUGAAAAUGUUCUUGGCUGCCAGGUUUGUUCAGAUUUUAGAAAAAAAAAAAAACGUAAGAAAUGAGUUGAAGUCGUGCAGCAGAUGUGAUGUUUUUCCAUCCAGAUGAGUUUGUAAUUUCACAUUUUGUACAUUUAAACAGUGAGAAGUGGAAGACGAACUGUAAAGUGAAAGUUUGCAAUAAUCUGACGAUGGGAACUGGAAAGAAGAAGAAAAGUUUUCUGUAAAUAAAAGAUUCUUUGAGGCCACAGAAGCAGACGGUU